AUGAGCAUCCUGCUGCCCAACAUGGCGGAGUUCGACACCAUCUCCGAGCUGGAGGAGGAGGACGACGACGACGCGGCCGCCGUGUCCUCAGGCCUCGACGACGACUUCGACGAGGAUUUCGACGAGGACGAGGGGAACGAGGACGGCGACGAUCUGGAGCUGCAGCAGCCGCUGCCGCCGCCGGGCCGGGUGGUGAGCGAGGAGCACCUGCGGCGGCUGGCGCCAGACCCGGUGACGGUGCGCGGCACGGGCCACAUCACGGUGUUUGGCUUGAGCAACAAGUUUGAUACUGAAUUUCCCUCAGUUCUAACAGGGAAGGUGGCCCCAGAAGAAUUCAAGACCAGUAUUGGCCGUGUGAACGGAUGCUUACAGAAGAACCUUCCGGUCAGCAUUAAGUGGCUGCUGUGUGGAUGCCUGUGUUGCUGCUGCACCCUGGGGUGCAGCCUGUGGCCUGUGGUUUGUCUUAACAAAAGAACAAGAAGAUCAAUUCAGAAGUUGUUGGAAUGGGAAAAUAACAGAUUAUACCACAAGCUUGGUCUGCACUGGAAGUUGAGUAAAAGGAAAUGUGAAAGUAGUAACAUGGUGGAAUGUGUAAUCCUAAUAGAAUUCCUACCAAAGUAUCCCAUAUUCCGACCCGACUAAAGCAUCAUAAUCCAAUCACUUUCACAUUACCUGUCAUUUUCUACCCUUAGUGCCUUGUUAGAUGAUUUUGGAAAGGAGAUGGUCUAUUUUGUUGUGUUCAGAAUGUUAUAAUGCUAGCUAGAAUAGUCUCCUUACUCAGUUAUUUUUGUUGGUUUAAGAAGAAAGCAAUUUGCACAUUUUUUUCCCCUGUUAAAUGAGGUUUGUGUUUUCCACUCAGAGUUUUUAACGUGAACAAUAGUUUCCACUAAGGAUCUAACAUCAGUGCUGAUUUCAAACAAACAGAGCUUAUCCUGAGCAUGCUGCCUUUUCAUUUGUAUAGCCCUUGUCUCUUUCUCAAUAUGUUUCAUUUGUCUAGGACAUUCUUUCAAAGCACUGUGUUCCUGUAAACCCUUACAGAUAAGCUUUUGGAAACCAGAGCUCAUUUUACUGUACCCUGCUUGCAAAGGGCAUGCAAUCGAUAGCACUUUGCAAAAUCAUCACCUAUGUUAGUGAGUUGGCUCCUUAAGCCCUAACUUAGGACUUGUAAAUAUUGCCUCCUUGCUUAAUCUAAACUGUGAUAUGCCAUGGUUUCCAGAAUGUAAAACUACUUUUACUGCAUUGCCAAUGAGUCUGCGUAGAUUUGGAAACUAUGAAUGACAUUUGGAAGCAUCCUCUUGAUUGUAUAGACCUGUAUAUGCCAGCUUAUGGCCAAGCCGUAACAAAUUGUCUUGGCAUUGUUCAGGUGUUAAUCUAAGUUGUCUGUUGUAACCAGUAGACUUAAAAUGCAUAACCGUACUGAUGUUCUGCACUGUUCCUGAAACAAAAACCUUAGUUUGGAAAAGUUGGACUACUUGUUUACACACACACACACACACACACACACACACACAGAGAAUACACACUUCCCUGUGCCAUCCAGGACAUUUUGCGGCCCCCUUCUACCUUGCUUUUUUUUCCCCACACAAAUUUCUCUGCCCUUAAUGACAUCAGCCAUGUCCCUGCCUCUCUCUUUACCUUUCCCCUGUCAGGAAAAAAGAAGACAAAACCCUAGGUCCUCCCCUAUACAUUUGGUGCCUCAUAACAGUGUCUGGGGGAGUUGGGAAGGCAUCAUUGUGAGCCACUGACCACUGCUGUCUGGACUUUGGGUGCUCUGCUUAGCCUGAAAUGGAGAAGCUACAGUUUAAGAUUAGACAGUAGUUGAUUCAGAACCGAUUGAGGGUCCCAAAUCUGUGUUUAAGGGCAUUUUUUUCAAACUGCCCCAAACGAGAAAUUUGAAAAUUAUUUGAAACAUUUGGAUACUAGCAGUAAUUCAACGCAUGUAUUUAGCUAGAGCUCUUUGUAGCUUCUGCAUUCUCCAUGUCAGGGUACCCAGUUGGGCCCUGGUUAAGUGUGAGAGGAAGGAACCCCGUUCCCUAACUCCUCUAAAGUUUAAAAAUGAAAUAUUAGGAGGCCCAGAUCAAAUUAAUAAGGUUACAUAGGGAGAUGCACAGUGAUAAGGAAUGAGCAUCUAGAAUUGAGCAGCAUUGUUUGGUCCAUGGUGUUCAUGAUAGUGGCCAUCAGGAGCCCUUUAGGCACAAUUUCUGUUAGAGACCAUAAAAGGCCAAGAUUGUUUCAUCCAACUGUCAUGUUACAGAUAUUUUGUUCAGACUCCCUCCUGCCUUUACUUUCAGCUCUAUUCUCUUCCCUUUCCCCCUCAAAAAAGCAAAAUAAAAAUAUACUUAUGUGUGCCUGCUAAUAAUUACAUGUUUGCCUACUGCAAAAUGAGAGGUUCAUUUGCCAAGGUAGUAAAGUGGACACCUCUGAAAAUUCAUCUAACACGUUUUGUUUCCCUGUGGAGGUUAGGGAAAACUGUGGUUUCGUUUCCAACCAGCAUCAUCCAAAUGACGCCUUUUUAGACUGUGACAUUUGAAUACCAAAAAUUGGUUUCCAGCCUAGUGUGAAAUUUCUGGUUCUCAUUAAUAUAAUAAUAGCUGUGGAGUGUUAACCUCACAAGUCUCAUUUUCUUUGAGGAACUGAAAUUUGGUCAGUCCCUUUGGCUGUCAUUUUUAUAACCCACAUCACCCACCCGCCCCACCUUGGUUUUGUCAGAAGAAUGACAGCAAGUUUGGAAUUGUUUCCAUGAAACAUGAAACACGUAAGUGUAGAUAACCAGGAGCAGAAGUUAUCCAGGGUGAGGGAAGCCUGUGGCAAGGGAGGAGUGAGUGUGGGGUGCAGAGUCUUGUGCUAGCACAGAGAGUUAAUUGUGAAAAAGGACUUUGAUAGCUUUAUAAAAGUAAUUCUCAUGCUGCCGUUCAUUACAUUAGAAUUGACUCAUGGGCUCAUCUCAUUUUCUUAAGUUAUCCAGACACUACCUACCCAGUUUUCUUUCUUGAGAUUUCUCUCAUUUUUGGGUUUGCUUGUGUUUUCAAAUGGUUUUUCUUUGGAGGAGUCAGACAAAAAGUUAGGUGUAGUCGAGCAUUUGGAGGAUUUUGUUUUCUUUUCAAUGACAUUGUCACAAUGGUUUAUUGAUAGAUGAUGACACUGGAGUGCUGUGGUUGCUCAUUGCUUCCCCAGACAGAGUUAGAACUCGGUUUUCAUUGAUUCCACCAGGAUCUGUCCUUUGGGUUUGUCACAUUUUGUGAAAGGUAGGGCCAGACUGAGGGAAUUCCAAAGGAAUUGCCUGCUCAUGCAGCUAGCUGCCCUUUUCACAAAACAGUGCCAGGAGAAAGUUCAAAGUAAUGUUUCCUUACCCACAGCCUGGAGAUCUUUUUGCCCAAGAGGCCGCAGGAUAUUUGUCCUUCCCCAAGCUCAUCUUUCCUGCCUUCUCUUCUUGCCUUCCUAUCACAUUUCUUUUUUUCCCCCCAACUCUCUCUCUCUCCUUUCUCCCUUGGACACCCCCUUCCCCACUUUGAGACAGUACACUGUGUGUGCUUCUCUACUCAAUGAGACUUAUAUCUUCAAGGACAGAGAGGGUAGGAUGGAUGGAUGUCCUUGCCCACCCCUCCCUCCCCCAGUCCUGGGUGGACAGUUUGGUCCAACUGAUUAUGUUUCGGUUUUGGUAGAAGGGAAACUGUUUAUAUGGUUUUGCUAGCCAAUACAGGCAAGUGUUCAUUCAUUCCUCGGUUAUAGUUCUCCUGGUCAGGGGGUCAGGGGUGCUUCAUGCCUCACGUCUCCCAUCCUCCCUUCCCUGUGAUAGAUUAGGAUUACAACCAUAAGAGUCCACUAGCAGAGGUUGGUGGACCUCUGUUGUGUAAAGGUGUUGUUGGAAAAGUGCCUUGUCUGUCUUGAGUAAAGCUAUUAGGCUGAAGUUGGGGGCGGGGGAGAAGCAAAACAAAUUGGUCGAUAGGACUAUAUACAAAUAGGCUAAAAAAAAGUCACCCUCUUCAAAUAGCUAUAAACCAUCUGACUAGAUUAUUCUUUUCUUGUUUAAGGUCUGUUCUUUGGGAGGUUUUUUUGAGGGGAAAAUUCAGUCAUAUGGUGAAUGUCAGUGUCAGAAAAUAUUGGCAGUUCACUAAUAUUUGCCCUCCACUCCCCCGAGGAAGUUUCAUUUCCAUGUUGCCCCAUAAACCAGUGUUCAGGCUAAUUCUUGAGCAUGGGAAAGUGGCAUUGUACCUCCUUUUGGAAUAAAGAGAAGCCCUGGGAAAUUGAGCCUUGUAUGAGUGACCACUGACAAGUCACUUGUAGAUACAUUGCCCGACUUCAAGCAAUAACUCCCACUGUUGUUAGUUGUGAUCAGCAAUAUUUGCUAUUUCUACUGAGUUGUGUUUGAAAUACUUUUUUUUUUAAGGU
Molecule: messenger RNA, 4389 nt
Organism: Vombatus ursinus (common wombat)
Lineage: Eukaryota; Metazoa; Chordata; Mammalia; Diprotodontia; Vombatidae
Gene: CHIC1
Product: cysteine rich hydrophobic domain 1
Exons: 6
Coding region: 1-642 (213 amino acids)
Source: RefSeq, a predicted model, not a curated record